This is a messenger RNA of Astrephomene gubernaculifera, 1384 nucleotides long. The record is from the annotation of a GenBank genome assembly. Lineage: Eukaryota; Viridiplantae; Chlorophyta; Chlorophyceae; Chlamydomonadales; Astrephomenaceae.
CGACGAGCUCUUCUCUCGAGAUGGUCCUCUUGGAUCAAGGGCUGACGUGCGCGUAAUGACCAGCGACGGCCAAGUUUUGUGGCUUCACCGUGUUGUGCUGGAGAUGUGGAGCAGCCUGUUUCAUGACUUGAUUGCGGCCAGUGAGGAGCUGGAUGUCGGCUCAAGCUACUCGGGGGCCCCUCCCGACGUCAUCACGAUCACCCUCACGGACACCGCCGCGGACCUGAUGCUACUGCUGUCGUGCCUCUACCCGGCCUCACACCACCCGGACCGACCGCAGGGCUACGGCCUAGACGCCCCCAACUGCCUGGCGCUCCUCGGCCUCGCGGACAAGUACCACUGCCCUCACAUCAUCCACCGCUGCGCCACCUUUGCCGUGGACCAUGUCCUCCCCCGUCUGGUCGCGUGCGCCUCAGCCAACGAGGCUGCGGAAUACUUGCAACUCAGCCCCAAGCCCGGGGCAGCGGGUGCCCCGCCCGCUGCCGCAACGGCGGUUGUUGAUUGGGUGGUCAGCUGCCUGGAAAUGGCCGUACGGUUGGAGGUUGGGGAGCUUACAGAGGCCGCGGCGACGUUACUGGGCCGACGGUUCUUCGACUGGGACCUUCAGGCCGAGGCACACCGGGAGCUCAUGUGCCGGGUGCUCCGGGUGCUGCCCCCCGAGCAGUACGUGGCCCUGCUGCUGGCCGCCAUCCCGCAACCCGCCGCCGACAGCGCCGGCACCUCCGCCACCUCAUCUCGAGCGGCCAGCGCAGCCAAGACGGGCUCGGGAGCGGCAUUUGGUGCUGCCCGGGGCGGGGCAGCGGCACCAGGCGGCGCCGUCGGGGCCGCCGCCGCCGCUGGCGGUGGCGGUCCGCGUAUCGUACCUGUCGUGGUGGCGGCGGCGGGACCCGCGGCGGCGGUGGCGCAGCAGGCCGCGCCGCCGCUGCUGGCGGGUCCUCCGCCGCAGCUGCCGCACCCGCAGCUUGAAGUGAUGAACCCCCAAGUCCACCACCAACAGCAUCACCCAGAGGCGCCGCAGCUCCAGGCACUGGCGGCGGCGGCGGCGGCUCCGCAACCGUUUCAGGAGCAUGUGCCGCAGCACCAGCAGCAGCACCACCACCAUGCUGCGGCGGCCGGCGGCUUUUGGCAGCCGUUUGCCGCCGCUGCGGCGAUGAACAUGAACAUGGCGAUGAAUGGCGGCGGCGUGGCGGCGGCAGCGGGCCAGCCGGAGCCUUUCCUGGGUCCUGGAGCGGCGCCUGGGUUCUAAGGGGCAACAGCAGGCGUGCGUCCGGGACGAGGCGCGCGUUGGUGACGAGACGCUGGGGCGCAAAGUCGCUGUCAAACGACUGCCCGAGAGUAAUGACUUUCCCGCGUAUUGAAGAUGACCAGUUUGUUACUGCUCAAC